AUGCCUUCAGCAAUCUGUACGGUAUUUGGUUGGAUUCUUCUUGGAGGGUCUAAGCCAUCCCCCGGCCUCGAGGUAAAGUCCACUCAAUCAUUUACUCUGACCGUCGACCAAGAUUUGUCUGUCGUGUUACGGAAAUUCUGGGAGGUUGAAGAGCCAUUUAAUGUCGAUCAUGGUUCUUCAGGCGAUAAAAAUUGCUAUAGGCAUUUCCAGGAGAACGUGCGACGAGAUAUCUCGGGUCGUUUUGUCAUCCGCCUUCCGUUUUCCGACGCGCCCUCCCUUUUAGGUACUCGAGAAGCAGCUCUGGGCUCGCUACGGAGCAUGGAACGCCACCGCCGGCUGAUGGCAUGCCCUGCAUUUCGACAGGCAUAUAAUACCUUCAUGAAAGACUACGAGAGUCUUGGCCACAUGUUGCCAGUCUCCGUUGGUCAACUCGAGCCGGAGCAGGUAGCCUACAUUCCACACCACCCAGUAGUUCGGGACGAUUUUUACAAAAGAAUACGCAUAGUCUUCAAUGCAUCAAUGGAUUGUCGCGAUCGCGACUGGCAACGAAUAUUGUGGCGUGAGUCACCAGACGAUCCACCAACCGCUUUUCAGCUAAACACUGUCACUUACGGCACUGUUUCAGCCCCAUUUCUCGCAAAUGCGUGUAUGCUUGAACUUGCUGUGCAAGAGUCCAUCCGUAUUCCUCUCCGAUCUUCAGUUAUCCAAACGAAUCGAUACGCGGACGAUUUCUUUGUCGGAGCUGAGACGGAAUCCGCGCUUUGCGAAAGGGCUCAAGAGCUCGAGAGUAUUUUGUCAUCAGCAGGCAUGGAAUUAGACAAAUGGGCUUCUAAUUCAUGCACGCUGUUGAGCAGAUUGAGCCCCAAGACUCUCCCAUCUGUCGAGCUCCCGUCAUAUGCGGAUGCACUUGCAUCAGUUCUAGGCAUGCUCUGGGCCCCCGCGUCGGACACCAUGCUCUUUAAGGUCACAGCUUUGGAAAGCCAAGGGCUCGUCACCAAGCGUCAGAUAUUAUCAAACGUGGCUAGACUCUACGACCCCCUUGGUUUUCUAGCUCCAUUUAUUAUCAGGGCGAAAAUUCUACUACAGAGUCUGUGGUUCCACGGUUUAGACUGGGACCAGGCUCUACCCCCAUCAAUUACACGGCUCUGGCAAGAAUUUUCAUCGGAACUCCCGAGAGUCAGCCAACUUCGCAUUUCGCGAUGGAUCCGAGCUGACUCUUCGUCUCAGUGGGAACUGCACGGAUUUUGUGACGCGUCUGAAAAGGCUUACGCAGCUGCGGUUUAUGCAGUUGUGCACAACAAAAGCACCCCAAGAGCUUCCUCGACCGUACAUUGCUGGUCCGAGAAGUAUUACAGCGUUUCUAAUGAUUAA
Messenger RNA from Copidosoma floridanum, 1371 nucleotides. RefSeq lists its product as uncharacterized. Lineage: Eukaryota; Metazoa; Arthropoda; Insecta; Hymenoptera; Encyrtidae. The record is from RefSeq and is a predicted model, not a curated record.